This is a messenger RNA of Oreochromis aureus, 7279 nucleotides long. It is a transcript of the gene sdccag8, whose product is annotated as SHH signaling and ciliogenesis regulator sdccag8. The coding region runs from base 207 to 2327 and encodes 706 amino acids. Gene Ontology annotation, biological process: tube formation; establishment of cell polarity; neuron migration. NCBI's taxonomy places the organism in Eukaryota, Metazoa, Chordata, Actinopteri, Cichliformes, Cichlidae. The record is from RefSeq and is a predicted model, not a curated record. The transcript has 18 exons. Gene Ontology annotation, cellular component: centrosome; centriole.
UCGCAGGGGCGGUGACGUACAAUCUAAAAUUCACUACAUAAAGGGAACUGUUCUCGUGAGAUACUGGUUAAUGAACUAAGCACACCUCCAUUGGGAUUUGACGACCGUUACGUCGUGCUCGAUGUGAUGGUUGUUGUUUUGGUUGUUGUACGUAGCCUAGCAUAUUUUCUUAGUUAACAGUGCGAUUUAACGACCAUUAAACAUCCAUGAAACCGACAGACUCGGAUGAAGAUGAAGCAGAGCACCCGAGCUCCAUGCAGAAGGAGCUGAGACAGCGGGCCAACCAAAGCAUCCAGCAUCUGAGCAGUGCUCUGCUGCAGCUGGACCCUGAUGGAGAUGAGGUGGAGAAGGUCAGAGGUGGUGAUGAAGACCAUUUUACAAGCAUGGCCGAAGAGGACAAGGCUGCAUGGAACCAAAAGUCACAGAGUGAAGCAGUUAAUCAGCUGAAGAGCCUUCUGCUGAAGCAGGGCAGAGAAAUUCCCACACCUGUCUCCCCUUCCAAGAAACAGUCUCCAUCCAAGGAGGGGAUGUCCAGUUUACCUGCCUUUCAGGAUUUGGUUCCUGUAUUUCACAAGUCAGAAUACAUCCAACAUCUGGAAGCUGAGGUUAAAUUCUGUAAGGAGGAGCUGCAGGGAAUGAAACAACGGAUCGGAGUAGUGGUGGUGGAAAAUGAGAAGUUGCGUUCAGAACUGAAAGCCAAAGCUGUGGAUGAAUCCUUAAAAGAUUACACGAUCCGAAACUCCACGAUGAACGAAGUCAUCGACAACAGCCACAUAGCCUCCGUUAGAGACCACAGUGUGCAACAGAAAGAAGAACACAACACAUGGAAAAAUGAGCUGGAAAAACUGAAGGUGAUCUACCAGGCCCAGAUGGAAAGCUUGGAGGCGCAGGUCAUCUCUCUCAGAAAGGAUCUGUCAGUCAGUCAGAAGGAGUGCGAGGAGGUGAAGCUUCGCCUGAGACACAGGGAGAAGCAGGCCGCAGAUGCACUGAAGGCUGAUGGAGCUCCUCGUGUGGCAGGAUUGUGCCUGAAGUGUGCACAGCAUGAAGCUGUGUUGGCUGGGACUCACACAAACCUGCAUGUCCAGGCUAUUGACAGGCUCACAAAAGAGCGGGAUGAGUUACUGGUGGCUCUGCGUGCUGUGAGGACCAGUCAGCAAGAGACACAACAGAGGGAGUGGUCGGCCUGUCUCCAGGUCAAACAGGCUGUGGAGAUGGCAGAGGAAGCAAACCUGCAGAAAGCUAGGGUGGAGGUGCAGUGCGAGCAGUUGUCCAGGGAGCUGGCUCGACAGAGAGAACAGCUCGACCGAGACGCACACGGUUUGCAGCAGAGACUGGCUGAGGCCAGAGAGGAAGGCCGAGCAGAGGCCCGCAAACAAAAAGAGGAGCUGACGAAUAUAGUGUCUGGCCUUUCCCAGCGUGUCGCUGAGUUGGAAGGACAGCUAGACAGAGCUCUCAGAGACAAGAGUUCGCUGACCAGUCAGCUGGAGGACACUCUCCGCACACUUACCAGCCAGGAACAAGAAAACACAAAGGUAUGUGUGGAUCUGAGAUAUCAGCUCAGCCAGGCCGCGCUGAAGAAACAGGAGGCUGAACGAGAGCUCAGAGAGCUCAAUGCCAAGACCAGCAGACAGAUGGAAAAGGCAGCACAGGAAGUGGAAAGGCUGAGCUCAGAGCUGGUUGGCUGUCGGCAGCAUCUGGAGGCGGUCCAAAAGGACGGGAGCCAAUGGCAGGCCGAAGCCCUGAGCCUAGCAGAACAGCUGGCAAAUGCCCAGCGCCAACUGCACCUCACCAGACAGGACAGAGAGGGUGCAGACCGGGCUCACGAAGAGGAAAUGGCAUCUGUGACUCUUUCAGCUCGGGAAAGGGAGCGAGAGCUGACUGUGAUGCUGCAGCAAGCAGAAGCCGAACACCUGCAGAGAGUUGGAGAGUUGGAUGGUCUCCUGAGUUCCCAGAAUUCCCUCAUUGGGAGGCUGAAGGAGGAGUGCUGCAACCUGGGGACCAAACUGGAAGAGCUGGCUGAAAAAAGCAGAAGUGAGCUGGAACAGCUGGCAUUGGAGAAACAACACUUGGAGGAAACGGUGAAGAAUCUGAGAGCUCGCUGCUCGGAUAUGGAAGAACAGUGUGUCCAGCACGGUCGCAUGCACCAGCGCAUGAAGGACAGGCUGCAGCAGUUGGACCGUCACUGUCAGAGCAGCGCCCAGCAGGUGUGUGAGCUGCUGGCCAAACAGAACCAGCUGAUGCAGGAGAGAAACACACUGAGCGAGGAGAUGCAGAGCCUACGCAUCGAGCUGCCGAACAUGAGACGAACUGAGACUCUGUCCACAUGAGUCUGUCUCGCCGGUUUCCCUUCAUCGCUCCGUGGAUCAGGAUGUUCUGUUCGUUUGUCAACAGGAAAACAAACCGUUGUUUACUUAGAGGAUAUUUAUGUCCUCUAUUCAGUAUUAAUGUGGAUUGUGUUUAUGUAACUGGGUUUUUUGUGGCAUUUUUUUUGUCUCAUGAGUGUAAUUAUGAUUGAUAAGUCAAGUGAGUAUUUGAAGUUGUUUUUUUUUCCCCUCCCACUUUAGUAUUCAUUUUAAUAAAUAAAAGCUCAGUUCACUAAUGAGCUUUCUGAAGUAAUACUUCUUUAUAUAGAAAUGCUAAAAUGAUGCACAACUCAAUGUCCAAUAGGAAGUGUCCUGGAUUAAAAACUGUAAAGAUCCUAAUCCAAACUUUACUUCCAUUACAGGAUUUUAUUUGCUGGGAAACUUUGAGCAUAAAGUGCCUCUGUAAACCUCUGCCAUACUGGACAUAGACUUGAUUUAUGUUAAAGAUUGUUAUGUGUGCAAGGUGCACCCCCAACACUCAUUUUGUGAGUUUUUAGUGAACAUUGUUUUUUUGCUCUGUUUAGACUGAGCUGAAAGUUCGGGGCGGUCCACAAAGCGAACAAAAAGUCGACACGAUGGCAGCAGAUUGACAUAGUGCUUUAUUGAAGCUGUCUGUAAGAAGGAAAAUAAUGUGCAUCCCUAUCAUAUACAUUUUAUGUGUAAAAAUACUAAGGAUGUACAGAGUAAAAAAAACAGCUUCAUGUUGAUGGUAAUUUGUUGUUUUCACAUCGUGGCGGGCUCACUGGCCAGCAGCUCUGCAUCUGCACGGAGCACAGAAAAAUGCAGUUUGAUCCGCUUUUCUGUGAAGCUCUCCAAUGUUUCCCCGAUGCCGUGUCAGAGUCUACGCCGUCUCUGUGCCUUCGACAAGAGCGACGCCGACCUCGGCCGCGCAGCGACUCGGGAAAACGCGGCCCACUCUGCCGAACAGCUGGAUUCUGUCCGCAAAUGUCUCAUGCAACUGUAAAGCUACAGUGGAUGGACAUGGCAUCAAAACCCAGUUAUACUGUGUAAUAUUUGUACAUGUUUGCUGUUUUGUUUUUUUUUGUUUGCCGUUUAUAAAUAAAUGCAUCUCAUGCUUGUUUAUGUUAACUGUGAUGAUAGCGGCCUAGUACCAGAGAGAGGAAAGGGGAGGGGGAAUCUGCCGCAGACACGAGGUCGAACACUUUCACCUUCCAAACACUCGAGCUUUUACUGAUCACCUGGCGGAGAGCGGUUUGCCGUUUAGAGCUGAUGGGUUCAUUAACAAUGGAAGAGGUCGGUUGUUGAAAGAAUUUUACAAAUGUCUGAAACGUAAGUGGGGUCUUAUGUGUUGUGUGAUAGGUGUACAAAAAGCAGCAGCUUUAAGAGGGAACACCAUCAGCGCAGCAUCAAAUCUCAAACUGUUGAGGUCACCAGUAAAGCCGUGAGGAACAAUGAAUUUCUGCAUUCAGUUUAAGAACCUCAGUGCUGAGAACUGAGCCACGUGUCCACGUUGCUGACAAAGUCUGUUACAAAAGGGUUACCUUCCCCCCUAUUAAAAGUCAGAGGAAACCCUUCUUUUUUUAUGAUCUCUGACCCCACAGUCAGACUCUGAUAUCAUUGCUGUCACUACAGGGACCUGUAUCCAUCGAGGAUAGAGUGGGGGAGAGUUGGUGGCUUACUGUUAAAAAACUUUGCGAAUCAGAGCAGGAAUCUGGGACAUCAGUGCCACGGCUGAUCAGUGGAUUUGUUUUUUUUAAACAAACACUGACCAAUUUACUAAAAAUUCCAACUGAGCCCAGUUCACAGCCCGCUCUAACUCGUCUCAGCGUGCGGUACACUUCAUCCGGUCUCGCCAACUCUCAACAUCAGAGCAACAUCAAAGCUAGUGGUUGUAGAUGGAGGGGGAGAUGUGUUUUGAAAAAUCCUCAUUUCCUUAUAAACAUAAAAAAACAAGCUAAAAGUCUUCCUUUAAAGCAGAGCUGAACCAGACUCCUCUGAGUCAUAUAAAAAGUGAUGGGUGUUGAAAGUGCUAUGGCCGAAGCUACAAAGCGAUAUUUUAUGAACUCUGGUUUCUAAUGAUUUUUGGCGUUAAGCGUGCACAUGCAGCUAGAACUCCUCAGUCGCUCGCAGACCUGGGUCAAAUCAAAGCUGAAAUCCUUCCAAAUACUUGGGGAGCGUUUGCUUGAGCCUGUCGAGGGUGCCAGCUGGGUGGGAUUUGUACUCAUUUCGCUUCAGCUGUGCCAGACAGGCUCAAUCGAUCACAGAGCAGUAUUUUUCAUAAGAGUUCUGAGUGCCACUUUGACUCAGGACUGGUGAAGCGGACAGAGGAGGACUACAGCUUGCAGGCCAGCGCCAUCCUUUUAUACUUUCUGCCAUAAAGCGCCUAGUAGCGGUUUAAUGGAUGUGCAACAGUAAAGCAUAUGGACUUCAGAGCAGCGGAAAAACAGGUAAUUUGUUGUAUAUCUGGAAAUGGAAAAAAAAAGGAGACAUUUAUUUUUAGCACAAAGUGUUGAAACACAGCUACAUCCCCUUACUGCUAAACGCCAAAACAACAUUAAAUAAAUUAAAUAGAAAAUCAAUUCAAGUUAUCCAUCAAUAAAGAUAAAAACAUUCAAAUAAAUAAAGUGGAAUACAGUUUUCCACGGCUAAUAAGAGCACAUCCCCUGGUACUCUUUUAAUCCGUCAUCCAGACACUGAAGGUGACAUCUCCCCCACAAGAUGAACAUGUCGCUAUUUCAAAUUUUUAAAAAUAUAUUACCUCACAUCUGGCGAUAUAUAUAUUUUUGUCUCAGAAAUGCUGGGUGUCAACGUUUUUGACUUGUUCUGAGCUAAUCUGUAAGGCUUACCGGCCAUUUGAAGACAGUGACUUUGAGGGGACUUUCAAAUCUUGUUGGUCAGACUGGAAGACAUACGACAACGUGAUGAAAGAAGAAAAUUCCACACCGGAGAAAUGACGGCGCACGUCACAGACAGAAGAGCGCGGGGAUGGUUUAGUGGUAAGGACCUGAUCUUUAAAUAAACUUGUUCUUCUAAACAUCCAAAGAACCGACAGGAACACGACGACUCGCCUUCAAACGUACAUUUCUUAACCGAGUACUAACUCACCUCUCUCCUCGAAACACUUACAGCUAAAGCCUUGCAUUCAGCCUUUUGUGCUGCACUUGUUUUCCUUCUGCUCAACUUCCACUUUGUCUUUCUCACCCAACUGUGCCUCAACCAUCACCAACACACACCUGUAAUAAGAAUAAAUAUGAGCGACAUCUACUAGUCUUCAUAUCUGACAUCUCAUUGAGAUAAUUAUGCAGAUUCCUAGGUGUCCAUUCUCCCAAACUUUCGUCGUCUGUCUUUAAUAUGUCCUGUCACCUCUGGGCUGUCACAUUUUGGUCACAAAACAACACGACAACAUUAAAACAAAACAAAAAAACACAAAUGGAGCAGGAAGGCUAUCUGCUUUCCCUCCUACAUUCUUCAGCCAUUUUUGUUUCUUGAGGUGCUUUUUUUCCUCUCAGCCCUAAGAAAUAACAAUAUAUUUCUUUCUAUAAUAAUGUAAUAACAAUAGAAAAAGUUAAAUAGAAAACUGAUGAGUAGAACAAUAAAUAAAACAUAUAUAUAUUAUAACCAUUGCUGUGAUUCUUGUAAACCCAUAACUGUUGACGUGUACCUCCUCACGAAACAUAUAUACUUUUUAAAAUCCUACAAGAGAAACUCACAGGAAACAGAUCAGCUGUUACCUCACGGCUCCUUAUCACAUUAUAAAUAUUUCACAUCUUUCCUGAUUUUUUUCUCAUCACUGCACUCACCCUGCCAGCUCAGACUUUUUUUUUUGCUCUGUGCUGAAUCUGCUCCUUUCUUCAGGUUCCCUUUCCUGCACAAAGACACAGAGGUACAGCCGCAUGGAUCCAAAAGCCGCUAUAACAACGCGUCACAGUAAAGCUUUCCAUCGUCGAAACAAAAGUACCGAUUUGCUUUUGUUUUCCCUUUCAGAGAUUUAAACUCAGAGGGACUGAAAACUAAAAAAGAAAAAAAAAAAAUGGGGGGAACAUUCAAACCAGCUAUUUUCACCUCUGCAGUAAUAUAUGCAUCGACCAUCUUGCACUGCACUGUAGGUUAUGUAGUAAAGCUCAUGGUUUGGGAGACACAUCCUUCUGAACUGCUGUGCUUUGAGAUGCGAUCUUAAAACACAAACCCAUAACUGGACCUUAAACACGCACACAGACACACACGACACGCAUUUGAUCUACAGAGCUGAUGUGUAAGAGCUGCAUCAGGAGCAGCAGCUGUUCUGCAGCUGUAUAAGCAUAGGUGUGGUUCAUGUUUUGCUGGCGCCUGUAUAAUGAUCAGCAGCAUUUAGCCAGUAUUGUAGCACCGGGUUUUAGUAGUAGCAGUAAUAGUAUAAGAGCAGUAGGAACAGCGGUACCUGUAGUAGUUGUUGUAGUAGUUGAAAUAGCAGCAACGAUGAUAAUGACUUGCACUGAGCAAAACCUGAGUCAAAUCCUGCUCGACAACAUGAGGUGUGUAGGAUUCUGCUCACUGGUGACAACUGCUUCCUCGAUGCGGCAGCCUCAAUAAAUCCCAGAAUUAUGUAACUGAGGAUUUCAAAUCUGACCUGUCUGCAAAAGCCUGAGAUACAACUGGUAAUGGCAGUUUGGGUUUUGAAUGAUUCAAAAUGCUGUGUUUCCGUCCCACGGAUAAAGAAGCCACAAAAACGUCUCCUUAGAAAUGCAUCAGCUGUUGUCUAAGUGCAUCAGAGAUGUUCGUUUUUAGAGUUUGGCAGGGCUGACACGUCAAAGCACAGCAGGCCACCGGAGGUGCUCCCAUCAUUAAAGGGUCAUUACAUAACAACUGAUCACAUCACAGUUCGGAUCACCUGGGGUUGCAGUGCAGGAUUAGACCGUAAUUUUGCCUGAAGGUUUUUUCUAAGGAGGGACUGGGGAGAAUUUAAAAAAAAAAAAAAA